CGCGCCGUGUUGUUGUUUUUUAAGGACCAACAUGGCUACCGCGAGUGGUGCAGGAGAAGACCUCAGGAAAGAGCUGUCGUGCUCCAUCUGUUUGGAUUUCUUCAAAGAACCCGUCAUAUUAAAAUGCGGACACAAUUACUGCCGCUGUUGCAUCCUCACGCACUGGGAGGAGACGGGCGACGUCUACAGUGGUUACCAGUGUCCCCAGUGUCGAGCGGUGUUCAACAAGAAGACCUUCACCAAGAACUACCUGGUCCAGAACCUGGUGGCCAAGGUGGAGGACUUUGAGUCGCUGAGCUCCUGUCCCCCACCCUGCAAACCGAUCAAAGUGGACGGCAAGUGUGAGCAACACGGAGAGGAGCUGAAGCUCUACUGCGAGACGGACCACAUGCCCAUUUGUGUAGUCUGCAGGGAGUCUAGAGCACACAGACACCAUGAGGUCGUCCCAGUGCAUGAAGUGGUCCACGACAUGAAGAUGGAGCUACAGCUGAGGCUGCUGGAACUGAACUGGCAGAAGUCGCGGUGUACCAGCGUCCGAUUGGAUGACGAACGCACCAAGAACGAGUUAAAGCUGAGGAAGCAGCGUCUGAAGGAGAGGAUCGAGGCGGACGUCGGCGCGCUGGUGCAGUUCCUGCUGGACGAGCGCGACGCGCUGCUGGACGGCCUGGACGCCGAGGAGGUGGCCACCAACGCCGUCCUCGACGACAACCUCAAGACGGUCAAGGCCGAGGCGGCCGUCGUGGACGCCACCAUCGCUGACGUCAACGACCACAUCGCCGGGAAGACCAGCUUCGAGAGUCUUGCUCAGUCCUACAAUGAAGCCGUCCAAUGCAAGGACUUCCCCCCCCUGGAGGCGGUGAACUGUCCCUCGGACUGGACAGACUUCUCGGGGCCCUUCCAGCUCAUCGUGUGGAAGAAGAUGAUGCACGUGUUGCACACGAUGCCCCAGAACCUGACCCUGGACCCGGACACGGCCCACCCCAACCUGCUGAUCACGGACUUCGACACCAAGGUGGAGGAGGGCCGGGCCUGCGGCCACGAGCCCGACCUGCCGGCGCGCUUCACGCGCUUCUUCAGCGUGCUCGCCACAGCCAGCUACGCCGGCGGCCAGCACUACUGGGAGGUGGACGUCAAGGACAAGGGCGUGUGGUACCUGGGCGUCACCACCGAGUCCAGCAACCGCAAGGGCUUCGUCAGCCUCACCCCGUCGGCGGGCUACUGGAGCCUGUGCCUCCAGGACCGGCUCUACGCCAACGGCGAGAACGGCCGCAUCCCCGUGGCGGACUACUGGAACUCGCCGCGCGUGGGCGUCUACCUGGACUACGACAACGGGCGCCUGUGCUUCUACGACGCCGUCACCAUGAAGAAGCUGUACAUGUUCAGCACGCGCUUCGAGGAGCCCGUCUGCCCCUUCUUCAGCCCCGGGAAGAACGACCCGGGGAGCCGACUGCAGAUCUGCCACUAUUACUGA
Gadus chalcogrammus (walleye pollock) is the source of this 1471-nucleotide messenger RNA. RefSeq names its product tripartite motif containing 47 (gene trim47). NCBI's taxonomy places the organism in Eukaryota, Metazoa, Chordata, Actinopteri, Gadiformes, Gadidae. The record is from RefSeq and is a predicted model, not a curated record. The transcript is spliced from 8 exons. Gene Ontology annotation, molecular function: zinc ion binding; protein binding. The coding region runs from base 32 to 1471 and encodes 479 amino acids.